GGUGUGAUGAGCUAACGCUUUAACCACAAGGCUACCAAUUGGUAAUAUCAUUCAAAUUUGAAACGUUUGAAAAUAACUGCUGAUACCAGGAGAGCUUUAUAUUUUCAUAUAAGUAAGAUGGCUAUGUGAUAAAUCGGGAAGAACAAUAAACAUGAUGAAGCACGAGGCAUGGUUUAUUUCACGAUAAAACAUUGUUCUGUAAUGAUGUCAUUUCUGGAUAUUCAAAUAAGCCUCGUAAAUUGGACGACUCUAUUUUUUAGAGGGAAGUGUCUUGUGAGUUGUUUAUGGAUGUAGCUGUGCAAUGUAGAUAAACGCAAUGGUUGAAUGAUCGAGAGAGACAUGACAAUCGGUAUUGGGAGAAAAGGUACAGAUAAUCGUCAUGAAAAUUGUGAGAAUAUGUAGGAAAGACUAAAUUUUACCUCCACUGUUCAUGUGGUCAAAUUGUCUUGUCCAAUAUUGCCGAGGUCAGAUUCUGUUCUGGGAAUCAUCAUACAGGUGCAACAGUUUGUUGGAUGAUGCCAUGAUGGAUGAAAUGACUCAUUGACUCUGUGUUAGCUAUGAGGACUAGUACAAGUUUCUAGGCAGAAGAACUUAUGCUGGAAUGGCCUGUGAGUCGUCCACUCUGAUGCACUUGCCGUCUGAGAUACUUCUGCAGGUGUUUCAACAUGUAGACCACAAAGACCUGAUAAACUUGUCCUUCGUCAGCAGCCUGUUCCACAGCGUUGCUGCUGAUGACUCUCUCUGGAAGACACAGUGUGACAAAUGUUUCUUGCUGCAGGAAUGCCCUGAGGAAAGUUCAUGGAAGGAGUUGUUUGUCAAGUAUUAUGGAAACUAUGGCGAUGUCCUCGGUGUCUACCAAAAGAUUCGCACAGCAUGGAACAAGAUCAUGGGCUACCUGAAGAAGUAUGACAAGGUCAUCACUGGCUCGCUCCUGCCUCCAGCCACUGAGGAACAGUUACGGGAGGCAGAGAAUAAACUGGGUUGCCGUUUCCCCGAUGAUAUGAGGUGUUCCCUGAAGAUUUAUAAUGGACAGAAACAAGGGGCUGGGCCAGGGUUGCUUGGCUGUAUUGCAAUAUCAACUCACUUCAGAUCAGAAAAACUCUUGGAUUGCAAAACUAUUGCUGAGAAUUUCUCUGUUACGGACGAUGCCCCCCUCCCCGGGUGCACGCCCAUCACCUACUGCUGCAUGACACAGCGCUGCCAGCUGAUGAGCUUCAGGGACGAGUUUGGCAUUCCCAAUGGUCAGAUAUUCUUCCCCUGUGCAGAUGAAGAUUCGAAAGACGAUGAUCUGGAUGCGUUCAUAUGUGGCAACAACUACACGGAAUGGCUGGAGGAGCUAGCAGAGAUUAUGGACAAGGAAAUCUUCUACAGAAUCAGGGGCUGUCAUUUCAGGUUUCUCGAUGUACCUGACUGUGUGAGUGUAACAAGAGGCAUGUUCACAGUGAAGGCAGGCUCAUGCUUUAUGCCAGACCUCAGCACCGUUCAUCCCCCAAGCUUCUUCUACGUCUACAGAAUAACGAUGAAGAUGCAUGACGAUGCCCCCGUGUAUGAGUCCUGUCAGCUGGUGUCACGGUACUGGUCCAUCACUGACAUGGAUGGUAAUGAGGAAAUUGUGGAGGGACCAGGAGUUGUAGGUGAAAACCCAGUUCUGAUUCCUGGAGAGGAAUAUUCUUGGGAGAGUGGAACGACAUUCCCUACAACAUAUGGCAACAUGAAGGGCUAUUUCACUAUGACAAGUCUCAAUAAAGACACCGAAUUCCGCAUAGAGUGUCCAGUGUUUCACAUGAAAUGUCAGCCUUACGAAACGUCAGCGCAGCGGAAGGAGAGAGUCGAAGAAAGAAAGAAGAAUUUGUAAAUAGCUCCAGGAUGUCCUUCAGCUGCAUGAUGUUUAGCAGGAUUACUGCGGACACAAUCUCCCUGAUCUGAACACCCAGGCCCCGUCUCGGUCGAAGUGACGAUGGGUAGCGAGCGACGAGAUAUCAAAGUCGGGAUGGGGAUGCGGGAGUGGAACCGGAAGGUGGUUGGACUGAUGUGGAUCGGAGAUCAGCAGCCAGCAGAGACGGAGAUGCUGAUUCAUGUUGUACACAGGCACAGAGACACAAAGAUGACAUUCAUGUGUGCUCAAGAAUCUGUUCCAUUUCUGGUACUUACAGGAUUAAAACAGUGCUGUUACUGUGAACUCAAUAAGAACAUGUACAAUUUUAUGGAUAACAACUUCUGGUUCAUUGCAUUUGGGGAUGUUUUGAUGUAGAUUCUUAUCUACUCACCAUCUUCCAGAAUGCCAAUCAAACAGUUGCUGUGAACGUGAUAUCGGAGCCCACAGAUAUAUCUUUCAGCAUGUGGCUUGUACCUUAUGCUCAUGUCAUGAUUACACCAGCUUCAAGAAUCUUGUUUUCAUUGGUUUGGUUCGUACACAACAGUCACAAAGUGUCUAUUUUGUU
This is a messenger RNA of Haliotis rufescens (red abalone), 2441 nucleotides long. Its product is annotated as F-box only protein 3-like. The record is from RefSeq and is a predicted model, not a curated record. Gene Ontology annotation, molecular function: protein binding. NCBI's taxonomy places the organism in Eukaryota, Metazoa, Mollusca, Gastropoda, Lepetellida, Haliotidae. The coding region runs from base 602 to 1855 and encodes 417 amino acids. The transcript has 12 exons.